AUGGUAGUUGGAGCAUACCGUCAUAGAAGAAGGUCUAGCAUCAAGGAGAUAACAUGGAGUGAAGAUGUGCGUGCUCAUAAAAGAGCCCUCUGGAUAGACACAUUAAUGAAUGAUACAAUAUGUCGGGAGCAACUACGUCUUAAUAGACGUUGUUUUGAGAAGUUGUGUGCCAUUUUACGGUCUAAAGGAGGAUUGGUGACUUCUAGGAAUGUCACGGUGAGAAAAGCUGUGGCAUUUUUCCUACAUGUUAUUUCUCAUAACUUGAAGAAUCGAACCGUUGGAGUAAUAUUUUUUCGUUCCGGAGAAGCUAUAAGCCGACAAUUUCAUACGAUGCUCCGAGCGGAUAUGAAUAUUGGGAAGUAUUAUGUCAAACAAGCAGAAUCCACAACUAGUUAUGCCGGAGAUAUCAAAUGGAAAUGGUUUGAGGGUGUACUUGGAGAACUUGAUGGGACACACAUUCAAAUGACUGUCCCUCUUGAGGAUCAACCUAGAUAUCGAGAUAGAAAGGGUGAUAUCAACACAAAUGUCCUUGCCAGGCCUAAUGGUUUAAAGUAUUAUCUUGUGGAUUUGGGGUUCACCAAUAGUUGGGGUUUCUUAGCUCCAUACAGAGGCACUUGGUACCAUUUGAAUUUGUGGCGAGGGAAUACUCUAACAAAUUACAAGGAGCUCUUCAAUCUGCGACAUUCAUCUGCUCGAAAUGCUAUUGAAAGAGCAUUUGGAGUGUUGAAAAAACGAUGGGCCAUUCUUAGAACAUCAAACUUCUUUGACAAAAAGACUCAAGUUAGAAUUAUAAAUGCUUGUUUUAUUCUUCACAAUUUCGUAAGAGAUGAAAAUAUGGAAGAGAAUGAUUUAUUGCGUGAGGUGGACGGGGAGCUUGAAAAUACAAACACAUUUGAUAGCGACAAUGAGGUUGAUGUUGAUUAUAUUACAAGUGCUCGAGCAACGGAUGAGUAG
This is a messenger RNA of Asparagus officinalis (garden asparagus), 954 nucleotides long. RefSeq lists its product as uncharacterized. NCBI's taxonomy places the organism in Eukaryota, Viridiplantae, Streptophyta, Magnoliopsida, Asparagales, Asparagaceae. The coding region runs from base 1 to 954 and encodes 317 amino acids. The record is from RefSeq and is a predicted model, not a curated record. The transcript has 4 exons.